Messenger RNA from Engraulis encrasicolus (European anchovy), 640 nucleotides. RefSeq names its product RNA polymerase II, I and III subunit K (gene polr2k). Gene Ontology annotation, cellular component: RNA polymerase III complex; RNA polymerase I complex; RNA polymerase II, core complex. NCBI's taxonomy places the organism in Eukaryota, Metazoa, Chordata, Actinopteri, Clupeiformes, Engraulidae. The coding region runs from base 191 to 367 and encodes 58 amino acids. The transcript has 4 exons. Gene Ontology annotation, biological process: DNA-templated transcription. The record is from RefSeq and is a predicted model, not a curated record. Gene Ontology annotation, molecular function: DNA binding; zinc ion binding.
UAGCCGAGACGUGUGCGCCACCCUUUGUAUUGGAGUAGUUCUACACAGGAUGUUGCUUGCCUCGAGCCUCAACCAAUCAUCGAGCACUUUGUUGGAAGGUGACAGAACGGAGUACAUGCGUUUUGCUGGAAUGGUACAAUUGAUCACAAAAACACACAGUUGUACAUCAUUAUAAGAGAAGACUGACAUUAUGGAUGCACAGAAGGAUGCACAACCAGUUAAGCAACAGCCCAUGAUCUACAUCUGUGGAGAAUGUCACACAGAAAAUGAGAUUAAGGCCAGAGACCCCAUCAGAUGCAGAGAGUGUGGAUACAGGAUCAUGUACAAGAAGAGGACAAAGAGAUUGGUCGUCUUUGAUGCCAGAUAAAACAACCCACCUCACCUUACCCUCACUUAUUAGAUUUCUUUCUUUUUGUAUUUUAGUUGUCUCAAAUGUACAGCUUUUGUAAAACUGUUUCUAUAAGGACUGCGAUGUGAAAAAUGCUAUGAACGAUAAUGGUAAUGACAUGAAUGCCUUGUGUUAGGCAUACAAUUAGACAUUGAAACACUUCACCAUAAAGGUUCAUUUGAAAUAGGUCUUAUGACCAAAGGCAAUGAUGUAACCCACAAUGCAAAUAAAAUAGAGUUUUGUGAAUAUGAA